GCAACAAUGCGGAAAAGUACAGCACUGAGUGUUUUCAUCCUUCUUCCCGGCUGCAUGCUGGCUGUCACAGGAUCAACCUUUUGGUCAACAAUCUUAGAUAUUGGUGACAAGUGCAAAAAGCCUCAGCAGACUCAUUUGUUGAUUAAACUACUGAAGUUAAAGCCAACAGAGACUGAACUUGCUCCUUUCAUCUGUCUUGGAAUAUCCAAGAGCUUGAAGGUAUGCACAGAAGUCUUCUCUACAGAUCGUUGGAACUGUUCACUAGAACCUACCAGUUUUCUCAAAGUCGUGACAUCAGGCACCAAAGAGCAGGCAUACAUCUACUCAUUUGUCAGUGCAGGAGUUGUGAAAGAAGUGGCACAAGCUUGUGCUGAAAACAAACUGCCUCAUCAAUGUCCAUGCACGCUAGAUCCUUCAACAACUGGAAGGUACCAUCAAACAGGUUGCCCUGACAAUUACACCUAUGGUAACUGGGUGGUAAAGAACAUUCUGCAGCCAGUUAUAAAUGAGGGCAACAACAGCAAAACACGAUAUAUAAAUGGCCACAAUAUAAAUGUGGGAUCAGAGUUUACAAAAAGAACUAUCACAACAAAAUGCACUUGUGAACCUUGGUACUCAUGUAAUGUCAGAAUCUGCAGAAACUGUGUGAGGUCAUUGUCUUAUAUCGAAAAUCAAAUCAAAUUCCAAAACAGCAACUUAAAAAUCAGAAAACAGUUUCAGACCAGAAAAAGAAGGGACAAGCAUAUAGAGUUGCUCCAUGAAAAUGCAUCUCCAGAUUUCUGUUCACAAAACAAUAGUACAGGCAGUUUGGGAACAACAGGUCGAGUCUGUGAAGACAACUGUGACCAUCUCUGUUGUGGUCGAGGUCACUAUACAAAGACUGUAAUAAAGUUAAAGACAGUCUGUCGAUUCCGAUGGUGCUGCAGAGUUUUCUGUGACAAAGAGCUCACCAAUGUGAAACAGCAAGAGUGCCAAUGA
Molecule: messenger RNA, 978 nt
Organism: Corticium candelabrum
Lineage: Eukaryota; Metazoa; Porifera; Homoscleromorpha; Homosclerophorida; Plakinidae
Product: protein Wnt-11b-2-like
Exons: 5
Coding region: 7-978 (323 amino acids)
Biological process (GO): cell fate commitment; neuron differentiation; canonical Wnt signaling pathway
Cellular component (GO): extracellular region
Molecular function (GO): cytokine activity; frizzled binding
Source: RefSeq, a predicted model, not a curated record